Messenger RNA from Anarrhichthys ocellatus (wolf-eel), 2420 nucleotides. It is a transcript of the gene fga, whose product is annotated as fibrinogen alpha chain. The transcript is spliced from 8 exons. Gene Ontology annotation, cellular component: fibrinogen complex. The record is from RefSeq and is a predicted model, not a curated record. Gene Ontology annotation, molecular function: protein-macromolecule adaptor activity; extracellular matrix structural constituent; signaling receptor binding. Gene Ontology annotation, biological process: blood coagulation, common pathway; protein polymerization; blood coagulation. Lineage: Eukaryota; Metazoa; Chordata; Actinopteri; Perciformes; Anarhichadidae. The coding region runs from base 27 to 2081 and encodes 684 amino acids.
UCAGCCGGAGAACGACGAGAACGAAGAUGCAGAGACUCAACCUCCUCGUGUGUGUCGGGGCGAUAUGUGCGGCUUCAUCUCUGGCCGUCCUGCUGGACCCCAGAGGAGCCCGACCGGUGGAGCAAGGCACCAGAUCGGAUAAAUGUGCCCCUGAGAAGGAGUGGCCUUUCUGCACAGACGACCAAUGGGGCCCUAAGUGUCCGUCGGGCUGCAGGAUCCAGGGUCUGUUGGACCGGUUCGACCACAACUCUCUGAGGAAGAUCGAGAAGAUCCGCAGCCUCCUGGAGCAGAACAAGGCCAAGCACCGCUCCACCGACCAGGUGACCAAACAGACCUACGACUCCCUGAAGGACAAACUCACCAUCGACGCCGGGAACGAUAACAACUACUACAACCUGGCCCAGACUCUGCGUCAGAGAAUCACAGACAUGAAGAUCAAGAUCGACCGACAGCUGGGGAUCCUGGGAGCCCUGAAGGACCGGAUCAAAGACCAGGUGGUGGAGAUGCAGAGGCUGGAGGUGGAUAUCGACAUUAAGCUCCGUUCCUGCAAAGGAUCGUGUCAAAGCUACACAAAGUACGAGGUGGACCACGAGGACUACGAUGCACUGGGGAAACAGGUCAACCAGCUGGACUCCCAGUCGGCCCAGAACAUCGAGUCCGUGGGGACGCUGUACGUGAUGAAGAGCAGGCCGCUGAAGGCCACCGUUGUGAACAACCUCCAGAAGUCCAAGGACGUGGACGGCGGACAGCAGAGAGACAACAUGUUCCCCGAUGUGCAGAUGGUCGAGUUGAUGCUCGAGCAGGAGGGCUCCAUCUCAUCCCCGGCAACCAUCUCCAAGGUCUCAGGUACUUCGUACACUCAGUCUACACCCUCAUCGGGGUCUUCUUCAUCCUCCUCCUCCUCCUCCUCAUCUUCAUCCAUCACCGAGCUCGGGGGCGAUUUCUUUGACAUGAGCGGCGGCCUCGGCCAGCCCAGCACAAGCCACGUGUCCACCAAAACCAUCACCUGUACCAGGAGCAUCAGGAAGACCAUCGUCCACACGAAGGACGGGCCGGUGGAGAAGACAGAGGAGGUGAUGGAGGGAGGCCCUGAGUGCCAAGCCAUGACGGACAGCACCAAGGGAGGGAUGGGCUCUUUGUUCCCUAGCUUAACAUCCUCCUCCUCCUCCUCCUCCUCCUCCUCCUCCUCCUCCUCUUCUUCUUUGACCAAGACCGUCCACAGCGGCGGCACCAAGGGAAGCCACUUAGAUCUGGGGAAUCCAUUUGGCGAUGACCUCGGCCUUUUCGAGGCGGCCAAUGCCGACGAUGACCUCCCCGAUUUCCACGCCCGGAGUGUGAAGAGCACGCGUAUCGAGCGGCACGCCGAUUAUGUAGGAAAAGAUUGUGUCGAGGCCCACCAGAACCACCUGAAAGGGGAAGCGAACGGCCUGUUUAAGAUCAAACCCGGUGGCACGGACUCCGCACAGGUAGUGGAGGUUUACUGCCAGCAGGAGGGGCUAAUGGGCGGGUGGUUGUUAGUCCAGCAAAGAGAGAGCGGCGCGCUCGGCUUCAACCGCUCCUGGGCCGAGUACCGCGACGGCUUCGGCUCGGUCGACGCCGGGGGCAAGGGGGAGUUCUGGCUGGGCAACCAGAACCUCCACCUGUUGACGAAUCAGGGCGAGAGCAUGCUGAGGGUAGAGGUGGAGGAUUGGGAAGGGGGCGUGGCCGGCGCCGAGUACACAAUCAGGGUCGGCCCAGAGGAGGAGGGGUACCCGCUGCACGUGUCCGGGUACACCGGGGAUGCCGGCGACGCCCUGGCGAUGCCCAACUCCAACAUUGCGUCCCACAUGGGCAUGAAAUUCAGCACUUUCGACAGAGACAACGACAAGUGGGAGGAGAGUUGUGCGGAGAUUUACGGGGGCGGGUGGUGGUACAACAACUGCCAGUCGGCCAACCUGAACGGGAUUUAUUAUAGAGGCACGUACGAGCCGGAGAAAAACACGCCGUACGAGGUCAAAAACGGAGUCGUGUGGGUGACGUAUAAACCGGACAAUUACAGCCUGAAAACCGUCAGGAUGUUUAUCCGACCGGCUGCUUUUUAAUAGGACAUGCAGAAAGUAUGAUCCAGUCACAUAAAGUAUACACUUUCCUGUAUUUAAACCCAAAGAAAGAACAAGACACAAAGAAACAAGAGCCUGAAAACAAAAAAACUUUAAAGUUGCGUCCAGACCUUCAGACUGUCGAUCUGUUGGUAAAUCAUUCUGAGAUUUCAGAACUCAAACAGCGUCGGUGUGUCGCCAUGUGUGUGUGUUUUGUUGUGUAAAUGUCACUGACCUGUUUAUCUCACCAGUGUUCUUGGAACGAGACCUGAAGUUGCCAAACUUGUGUACGGAGCAACGACUGAACUUUGCUCACUCAAUAAAGAUUCAAUGUUCACUUCA